AUGUCAGAAUACAUCAAGAAAGAACCCACCAAGGAGACAACAGACUGGCGCGUUGUCGGUGUCGGUCAAUGGGUCCCCAACGACAUUGACGAGAAUCUCAGGGAGUACUUCCGGAAUGGCAACCAGCUAGAACGAGCGCCCAGCAGCAAAUUCAGGGAGGAUGGACGGCACCAGAUAGGGUGUGAUUUUGCAGACCGGCAGCAGCAGCAGCAGGAUGCUCGGGGUAGUCAAUGGAACGCUUACAGCGAAAAGCUGACACGCCGCUCGAGGCAGACACACGACAGUGUCAGCGGCGAGCCAAUUCCCAUCGCAAGUCAGAAAACAAAACGCCCACGGAGGAGACCCACACACCACUGCGAGGUGCCGUCGCAAGGCUCCCCGAAGGGAUUUGCUUCAAGGCAGAAAAGAAAGGAAUGGGCUCGUCAGCAUUCAUACACAGGAACGGGAUUUCCCGCGACUCACUAG
Pseudomassariella vexata is the source of this 465-nucleotide messenger RNA. RefSeq lists its product as uncharacterized. Bases 1 to 465 code for a protein of 154 amino acids. NCBI's taxonomy places the organism in Eukaryota, Fungi, Ascomycota, Sordariomycetes, Amphisphaeriales, Pseudomassariaceae. The record is from RefSeq and is a predicted model, not a curated record. The transcript is spliced from 2 exons.